Molecule: messenger RNA, 1178 nt
Organism: Anthonomus grandis grandis
Lineage: Eukaryota; Metazoa; Arthropoda; Insecta; Coleoptera; Curculionidae
Gene: Ppt1
Product: palmitoyl-protein thioesterase 1
Exons: 7
Coding region: 222-1121 (299 amino acids)
Biological process (GO): protein depalmitoylation; receptor-mediated endocytosis
Cellular component (GO): lysosome
Molecular function (GO): palmitoyl-(protein) hydrolase activity
Source: RefSeq, a predicted model, not a curated record
GUGCAAGAAACAUAAUUAAAUUUAUCAAUAAACGAUUAAUUUUAUUCAUUAUCGUUAGCAUGCAGUAACCCAAAACCGAGAUACUUUCCAUAUCGCCCGACCGAACGAUAAACGUUAAUCGCAAGUACCGCCACGGCUCAAGUACUCACUCACUCGGUUCGCCGUUUAUUAUGGCCAAGUUCGCCUUUAAUUAAUUUUGAUUAGUCAAUAUCCGCCCAGAAAUGUCGUCUAAAGUAAUUUUUUGUUUGUUUUUCGGUUGUUUUAUGGGGGGUGGUACUUGGGCGGAUCCCACCCCGAUUGUUUUAUGGCACGGAAUGGGUGAUUCUUGUUGCUUUCCGUUCAGCAUGGGCGCCAUAAAAAAAUCCCUUAACACGUCGAUACCCGGCGUUUACGUGCAUUCGAUGCAAAUUGGAGACUCGAUCGUCAAAGAUAUGGAAAACGGUUAUUUUUUACAUCCCGACGAGCAUAUCAAGUUAGCCUGCGAGUAUAUUAAAAAAGACGUUAAACUGGCGAACGGAUAUAAUGGUAUUGGAUUUUCUCAAGGGGCGCAGUUUAUGCGUGGCUUGGUGCAGAGAUGCCCAAAUCCACCAAUGAAGAACUUAAUUUCUGUUGGUGGCCAACACCAAGGAGUCUAUGGGCUUCCCAACUGUGGUUCUUUGUCUAAUAACGCUUGCGACUAUAUGAGAAGACUCUUAAACCACGCGGCGUAUAUCGGGUGGGUUCAAAAGUCUUUGGUCCAAGCAACUUACUGGCACGAUCCUUUGAACGAGGAGGAGUAUAAGAACUAUAGUACCUUCUUAGCAGAUAUUAACAAUGAGAGGGUAGUCAAUGAAACUUACAUCAAUAAUCUCCAAGUAAGGAAUGCUUUUGUCGUGGUUAAAUUUGAAAAUGACACUAUCGUCCAACCUGUGGAUACUGAGUGGUUCGGUUUCUAUAAGCCAGGACAAUCGGUGGAAACUCAAACUUUAGAGGAAUCCGACCUCUAUAUUAAUGACCAGUUAGGGCUGAAACGAAUGAAAGAAAACGAUCAGCUGAAAUUCCUGGCUACGCCCGGCAAUCAUCUGCGUUUCGAGUGGGAUUGGUUCGAGGAAAACGUGAUUAAUCCAUACCUUAAGAGUUGAGCAGUUUUUUAAUUAUUGUUUUUUUAUAGGAGCGUUUAAUAAAUUAUUUAGAAGUAA